AUGUCAUCUCAUGGCAGUACAGCAUGCUUGAACGUUAUCCUUAGAAAUACGGCUGCUUCGGGCUGCAAGCAGAGUGGAUGGAACAGAAUCCUGGAUAUUGUUCCAAGUAUAUUGGGUUAUCUCGACAUUAUUAUCCAAGACAUGGCAGAUAUAAAGACAUAUACUGAGGAAGUUGUCAGGAGACGUUCCCACUCUGUCGAAAAGAAGACAUCUCGCAAGCAUCUUCAUCGAAUUCUCAGAAUCAUUGGUUUUCACACUGAGACCACUACCGUACACCCAAUUAAACCAGGGCAACAUGUUGUAUGGCUCUUUGACAAUGUUGCAUAUCAACCUGUGCACCGAUCCAACCAAGACCAGACAUGGGAAGCCGAGAUGGUGGCCUGCGUCUUCAGUCGCGAGCGACGUAACAUGGGUCAGUAUGUUGCACGGGUAGCUGACUUUGUCGGCCUUGACGGGAAGUUUGGAGAAGAUCCCAUCAUUCGACGGCGGAUAAUCCAACGUCUGCGGUCUUUGUUAUACGUUGUCGCUCCCAGUCGUACUUUACCUGUUGAUAUGCCUCUACCUAAUGGGACGGUUCGCAGGUUCCAUUUGGGUCCUACGAAUCAAAACGGAGUCCUCACACAGACUGUUUCUCUGCCACAGAUGGGGAUAGUAGACAGAAGCGUGGUCACGUCUGAGUUGGUAGGAUCAAGGGGACAGGUGCGAAUGCAGACGAGGUUUGCUGCUCCAGAAGGAUGGUUGUUAAUAUCCGAUAUCGAUGAUUCCAUCAAAGUUACCCUGACUCCAGAAACUGUUGGAAUCCUUCGUACAACUUUCGUGACCGACCCAGAGCCCAUUAUUGGUAUGCCCGAGCUCUAUCAACUCAUAGAAAGGGAGUUGAAUCCGACAUGGAUCUAUCUGUCAGCGUCACCAUACAAUUUAUACAAAUUUCUACGCAACUUCUUGCACUUAUUCUACCCCCCAGGUACCUUACUGCUCCGACAAGCUACCUGGAAAAACCUCGGGGAAUUCAUCAAAUCCUAUAACACAGGCACCGGGACGUACAAGAUGCGGCAGAUGGAUAAAAUUCACAGUUGGCUUCCAGCAAGGAAAGUUAUCUGUGUCGGCGACUCGACUCAAAGUGAUCCAGAGAUUUAUGCAGAAAUGUAUAGGAGGCACGCGGGCUGGAUCAAGGCCAUAUUCAUUCGCAAAGUGACCAAUAUACCGCACAUGGAGAAGAAGAAUUCGUCGUCAAGGUUCCAAAGGGCCUUUGAGGGUGUUCCGCAUGAUGUUUGGAGGAUAUUUGAGCGUCCCAGUGGUUUGUAUGAAUCUAUUGCAAAGCUUAACUAUGAGCCGUCAGCUAGGCAGGUUCGAGUUUGACGAUUAUUGCCUUUUCAUCCUUUUCAUUAUUGUUUCUUGUCUUCUGGCCAGUGCACCGGAGUUCAAUUCCGAGUUGUUAUCAAGCAAUAUCAAGCCCGUCACCAAGCGGGACGCAACAAAUCUGGGAGGUCUUUUUCUUUAUGUCAUCUUGUAUUUUCCUUAUGUAUAAUAGCUUCAUUUGCCAUUGUUCAGGACUUCAUUUAGAACAUAUCUAUGCCUUUAUGUAUUAUAGUGGCGAGACUUUAUGCAUCAUACG
Messenger RNA from Talaromyces stipitatus ATCC 10500, 1615 nucleotides. Its product is annotated as actin filament organization protein App1-like, putative. Lineage: Eukaryota; Fungi; Ascomycota; Eurotiomycetes; Eurotiales; Trichocomaceae. The transcript is spliced from 3 exons. Bases 1 to 1359 code for a protein of 452 amino acids. The record is from RefSeq and is a predicted model, not a curated record. Gene Ontology annotation, cellular component: actin cortical patch. Gene Ontology annotation, molecular function: phosphatidate phosphatase activity.